Molecule: messenger RNA, 1231 nt
Organism: Amphimedon queenslandica
Lineage: Eukaryota; Metazoa; Porifera; Demospongiae; Haplosclerida; Niphatidae
Exons: 4
Coding region: 31-1206 (391 amino acids)
Source: RefSeq, a predicted model, not a curated record
UAUAAUCUGUACGAUAGGAGCUCAUACUCAAUGGAGUCUGGCGAAAGUAACCUGUCUGCCGCAAAAGCCUGGCUCAAUCGAUUCUUGUCUUUUUGUCGUAGUGCUCUAGAUCAGUUAGACCUAGAGAAAUAUUGGGACAUAAAUGAAUGUCGCGCCUGUCGUGAGAAUGCAGUGAAAGGUGAAUUUAAUGAGUCCAUGAGUGAUGAUGUAGUUUCUCAGUUUGCAUCCAUCAGAUCCUGUUUUUGCUCUCAUCAUUGUUAUCUGAAGUUCUUGAGAAGAAAAAGAAAUGAAAGUUGUUACAACACAUGUUUGUUUCCUGAUUGUAAUAAAACUCGUUUUUGGGAUGAAGAAAGCUAUGAGCUAAAGGACUAUUGUGGAAAAAGACAUGCUAUACAACACAAACAAAUCUUUGAAGCAAUUUGGGUGCCAAAUUCAGUCCACUCUUUGUCAUAUAGUCGAAGGUCUGGACAUCAAGCUAUUUUAUUCUAUGAUAGUCGUGAUCCUUACUAUGAGUUUACUAACUUCUCGUAUUAUCCUGUUGUCAUAGAUGGAGUCCUAUAUCCAACAACUGAGCAUUAUUUUCAAUCUCAGAAGCUUAUUGGAACACCAUAUUGUUUUCAAGUUGCUUCAUUGUCCUCUCCACGUGAAGCAUUUGAAUAUCCUCGUCAGCAAGGAGUGAGGGACUGGGUAAGGAAAGAUUGGGCAUCAGUCAAAGAUGAUGUCAUGUAUCGUGCACUCUUCCAUAAGUUUACUCAGCAUGAUAACCUUCGGAUUUUAUUGCUGAUGACAGAUGACCGGAAACUUAUAGAGCAUUCGCCUUAUGAUAGUUACUGGGGAGAUGGGCCAGAUGGGAGGGGUCUUAAUAAACUUGGAGAGCUAUUAAUGGAUCUUCGAUAUUUUCUUCGAGCAGAGAUAAAAUGUUUUAAAACUGACACUGUGUCUGAGCAUACCAGUGAAAAUGACGUGGGGAGCAACACACAUAAUUCACCAUCAUCAGAUGAAGACCGAAUGGACACCCAAGAUAACAGCGGACAGUUAAAUGAUAGUGCAAUGCUAAGCAUUACAAUACAACCAGAAUCCAGUGAUGCUGCAGCUAGUGAUGACAAUGGAAGCAGUAGCCUUAAUAGGUUGAAUGAAAAUAAAACUGAAGAUCAAACUUCAUGUCUUAUCAUUGAUAAUGAAUUUAUAGAUGAGACCCAGGUCUAAUUUUAAGAAUUUUUUUAAUUUUAAA